This is a messenger RNA of Selaginella moellendorffii, 1818 nucleotides long. RefSeq names its product pentatricopeptide repeat-containing protein At4g02750. The transcript has a single exon. Bases 1 to 1818 code for a protein of 605 amino acids. The record is from RefSeq and is a predicted model, not a curated record. Gene Ontology annotation, molecular function: RNA binding; protein binding. Gene Ontology annotation, biological process: RNA modification. NCBI's taxonomy places the organism in Eukaryota, Viridiplantae, Streptophyta, Lycopodiopsida, Selaginellales, Selaginellaceae.
AUGAGGCCAGUGAUCAACAGCAGGGGCCGCGUGGUGGUGAGCUUUGGAAGGCACAAAGGCGAGGAACUUGCGCGUCUCCCAGACAGCUACUUGCAAUGGAUGGCCGGCACUCUCCAGCAAGAUCAGUGCUCCAUCUGGGGAGCGCUCGCCCAGCAGGAGCUCGAUACUCGCACCGGCAGUAGCAGCGGCAAGGAGAGAGUCUCCGACGUGGUGGACGUGUUGGAGCGAUGGAGCGCGGACAAGCAGCUGGACAUCAACAGCUAUGGAUUCCUCCUCCGCCAGGCGAGGAGCAUUCAAGAGGGCCGGAGGAUCGUGGCGCACAUCGUGAGGAGGGGUCUGGCCAAGCACACCUUCCUCAAGAACCUGGUGAUGGACAUGUUCAAGCGCUGCGGGGAGCCGGAGGAGGCCGUCCGUGUCUUUCUGGAUCAGAUGGAGAGGAGGAACCACUUCUCGUGGAACAUCGUCAUGUCGGCACAGCUGCAGCUGGAUCACAGUGGCGAGCGAGCCAAGCGGACCUUCGACCGGAUGCCAAUGUGGGACGUUGUCUCGAGGAACGUGAUGAUCGCCGCAUUUGCCCAGGGCGGUAAACCAGAGCAAGCAGCGCAGCUCUUCCAAGCUUGCGGCGAUGGUGGUCGCGACCGGGUGUCUUGGAAUGCAAUCAUCGCAGCUCACAGCCGCUGCUCUUCCACUGCCAGGCGCGCGUUGGAACUCUUUAGCCUCAUGGACGCCCAAGGUGACUACCAUCCGCCCGACGUCUUCACGCUCGUCAGCGCCUUCGAGGCCUCAUCUUCUUCUUCUUCGUCGUCGUCGUCGUUCUUGAGAGUUUUCGGAAGGGCGCUUCACCAAGAGGUGGCGGAGCUUGGGAUCAGCGACGUAGCAGUCGGGAACAGCCUGGUGACCAUGUAUGGAGCGUGGAGGAGCAGCAGCAGCGCCAAGGCGGUGUUCGACGGCUUGAGCGGACGCGACGUCGUGUCGUGGAACGCGAUGCUGGCAGCCUUGGUCAGCAGUGAGGAGAUGGAUCUAGCAGUGGAGGCGUGGCACAAGAUGGCAUGCCACAACCUCGUCUCCUGGAAUGCUGUGAUUGCUGUGUGCUCUCGGCGGGGGGACUUGGCUGCUGCUCUGUCCGUCUUCGAGUGGAUGCCCGAUCGCGACUUGGUGUCGUGGAAUGCCAUCCUCUCGGCCUGUGUCCAGAACCGUGAAAACGAGCAGGCUCUUGAGCUCUGGGAGCGGAUGCAGCAGGACGCCGUCAAGGCCGAUAAGAUCACUCUCACCACGCUGCUGGAUGCCUGUGCAAACCUGGGACUGGAUGCGCUGGGAGCGUCACUGCUACAGUGCACCAUCAAAUGGAACAGCGGGGAGCCGGACGUCGUUGUGGCCAACGCGGUGCUCAACUUUCACGUCAGGUGUGGGAACGUGAGCGAUGCCAAAGCGGUGUUCGAGACGAUCGAGUACCGGAGAGACGUGGUGUCGUGGAGCAGCAUGGUGGCAGCGGUGCAUCACGACGUGGCCGAGGCUUUGGACCUCCUGCGGCUCAUGCUGCUGGAUGGAGUUGCUCCCAACAAGAUCACCAGCCUCUGCGUCCUGUCCGUGUGCAGCCAUGCCGGAGCCUUGGACGUUGGCUGCUCGUUCUUCCUGAGCUUGGAGGCCGACUACCACACCCGGCUGGCGCUGGAACACUACAUUUGCAUGAUCGAUCUCGUCGGCCGAGCAGGCAACUUUGAUGGAGCGCAAGAAUUGAUGCACUCGAUGCCGUUCGAAGCAGACAAUGUGGCAUGGAGGAUUUUGAUGGCCGCUUAUCUGCAAUAUUAUUCUGCCUAG